UAUUACGCUCGUAUCCGGCACGCUCGGCGGCUGCGUGUCGGCGUUGGCACCGCGCGUCAUCUCCGUCGGCCCUCGUUUCCCGUCCAAGUCCCGGAAAUCCUCGUCGAAACGCGAGCUGUACCGAUCUCGACAUGGACGCGGCGCUCCUGCUUCAGCACACGCAGUAUGCGGUCCCCGUUGGCAUCGUCCUCGUUUUGGCGGUCCUGGUCUUCGCGUUCGGCUUCAAGAACGCCGAGCAGCCGCCCUUCGGCCAGCUCUCGGCAGUCGCCGACCUCGAGCGCAAGCAGGCGGGCAAGAAACGCGUCAGGACCCGAGAAAAGAGAUCGGCCAAUGGCCAGGUUACAUCGGAGAAGGCCAGUCCAGGCAAGAAGGCUUCUCCGGCUAAAGCCGAGUCCGUCAAGAAGAGCAGUCCUAAGAAUGAGGAUAUCGACGGCAAGCUGAAGGAGCGUAAGCAGAAUGAUGAGGAGCCUAUUUUAGUCACGAAGAAGAAAACUCCAACUGCGCCUAAGCCUGGGAAGGAGAACAAAGUCGAACAGAAGAAUAAGAAGAAUGCGAAGAAUUUAAUUCAGGAGAAGCCGGUCGACUAUGACGAUGGCGACUGGGAGCAGGCUUAUUCGAGGAAGGAUAAGAAGAACAAGAAGAAGGAGGAGGACACUCCUUCUAAGAAAAGUAAGAAGUCUUCAAAGAAGGCAGAGAUUGUCGACGACGGCCUGAUAAAGGAGAAGGAGUUUGAGAAAGUGGAGAUCAAGGACAAGGUUGCAAAGGAAACGGAAAACAAAGAACUGAAAGAGAAGGACAAGAAAGAGGUUGUCCUGACUCCUAUUAUCGAUGGAAACAGUUCCAAGGAAGAGGAGCCCGAAGUGAAGGACGAGCUGAUAAAUAAGUCGGAAAAGAUCGAAAAAGAGGAAAAGAAAAGCAAGUCGAAGAAGGGAAAAAAGCGUAGCGAGGGAGAGAAUUCACCUCCUGGCUCUAAUCCAGUUACCCCUAAGAAGGAACAAAAGGUGUCGGAGAAGGUGAUCGAGAAAUUGCCAGAGAAGAAAGUAGAAGAGGUUAAGAAGGAUAAGGAGAUUAAGGAGGUUAAGGAGGAUAAAGAUAUUGAGGAGAUUAACGAGGUUAAGGAGAUUAAGGAGGUGGAGGUACCCAAGGUGCCAAUUAUCGAGAAUCCCUCUGGAAAGGGUGGUGUCAUGUUCGACGAAUUAGGCGACGCUUGGACGGAAGCCAAGCCUCAGAAGAAGAUUAAGAAGAAGGCUCGCAGGGAGAACUGAGAACGAUGAGAUGAUUUAAACCCCCUCGGUGAGGAAGACCGAGAGCCUGCCGGGUCGAGAAGGCAGAUCUGUCACCUCAGUUGGAGUGGGUGUGCUUUAGUUAAAUUAAUUACCUAACACCUGACCAAAUUCAACCUCUUCCCUCUGUACAUAUUACCGUCCGGAUGGGUAUUUUCGAUUCGUCAGAGGGCUUGUCGGACCCGGUGACAGCUGUCAUAAGAGACUAGAUGGAUAUUUUUGACUCGCUGAACACUCUGCCAUUGACAUCUGUCAUGCGAGCAGACUGUUGGUCCGAAACACUUAAAUCCAGGUUCGCCGCAACUGUCAGCGAGGUAGUAAAUGGAAAUCUAGAUUGACCUAGACUCGUGCAAUUUGCCUUGAUCGUCGUUUUGAGGUUAGAUCUCAGGUUUGACGAAGACUUUAGUUGAUCCUGUACACGGUCUGGAGAAUGUUAAACUCCUCCAGUUGGUGCAGUAUCGCAGUAAUUCCAGUAGUUCCCUCAUUUUCAUCGUGAUAUAUUUAAUCGUACACUCCGGUAACUCUUUCUUCUUCUGCGUUAUAUAUAGUUUAUAACGUGAUGGUCUGCAGCGCAUGUCAUCAAUGUGCGUUAGGGAUUAACUUUCGGUGUAGCUCGUUAGAGUUUGUUAACUAGGCCUCUUGCAAGGGUCCAACUCUCUCGGAGGCUUUAUUAUAUGUACACAUAAUCUAGAAGUAAGGUUAUCAAUUCCGUUGGCGAGCACUUCCGUCUUGCUGCACGUUAAUUAAGAUUCGAAAUUACCCAUUUAUCGACAUUAGUCAGCGAAAAUGUAAGCUGAUACCGUGUGGCCUGUCGACUCUGUGUUUGUGCAUCGGAUCGAAGAGACACGGCAAGACAUAACGAUGGGUUCCCCUGCGAAGCUUGCCUCUAAUAUCGGACCCCCUUGUAUAUUUUAUCUAGAGCGCCGCAGCUUAUAUUUUAUCACAAAAUGUGUUGAAAAACGUGGAGAGAAAAAAAAAGAACAAAAUUAAAAUGAAAAGGACAAAAGGGAAGAGAUGGUUGCAUAAACUCUGGCUUGCAUAGGAAGCCAUCGAAGGCAUUAUUAGAGAUGUCAGGUGCACGUUAUGUGUGGGAAUUUUUAAUGGUGUACCGAGAGUGGAAAGGAAAUACUUGCCGAUGAGUUAGAGUCGAUUGUUUUUGAUGAUAAAUAUUUCUCUAAGGUGUUUGGGAGGGGGCGAAGCAGGUCAGGGCGGAGAUGUAUUGCAAUGAUAGUGCAACAUUGUGAUAAGUGUACUCGAUACCUGAGCUCAUUAACUUCGAAGUGUCUCUUAAGCGAGAGCUAUUAUUCCAUUGCGAUUAUCUUCGACUAUUCCGGAAAGGUGGAAGAGGGAUUAACGAUUAAAAACCGAAGGAACAAUCUUAGGAACACGUGCAAGGGAGAGUAAGGUUAGGGAAAAAAAUGAUAAUACGCAGCUGAUUAUAUAUUUUGUACAAUUAUUAUCGUCCCGGACUCUGACUAAGUGUUGAAUAUGCGUAGACAUACGUACUGUACGUACAUAUAUGUAUAUUAUAUAGUUAUGUACAAAGUGAAGGGGUGCGAUCACUGUUAAGGAGGAUUGCACUCGAUGUAACACAUUGUAUCGGAAAGGGUCAUCGUGUAGAUUUGUAACAGGCUUCGAGGGCUCCGUGUUUGUUUUUUUUCCCCCGUUUAAAGGAUAAGAUGAUUGUUGCAGUUUUAUUAUUAACGCUAGGAGAAUUAAUGUUAACCCGAGUGCGAUCGGUACCCAUUCGAUGCGUUGUAUUUAAAUUGGAUGCGGUGACACAUUUGCUACGCUGCAUAUUGUGUGCCCAGCGAUGAGCUCCAAUUCCAUCCUGCAUUUUUGUUUCCUCUGUUUCUUUUCCUCUAAAAGGAACUAUUCUAUUUCAUUUUUUUUCUUUUACUCUGUUCUAUUGUUAUGUUAAAUAUUAUUCCACUUGGAGGGGAUCGGAGCUCUUCUCUGUGAGAGUUAAAUAAGUUAGCGGAACAGAAGUACUUUGUAAAUUUGUUAUCGUAGGCUAUGCAACUGGCUUACUUUGCGGUGUGACACUCUCUCAGAGGUGACUCAGACUUCUUCGUUUCCAUGUGGCCACCGAGGCAUUGUGAAGGCACUAUUGUUUGUCCCUUUAAGGCAUCGUUGGCAGUUUUCGAAGUAGUUCCUCCUCGCCGAUUAUUCGUAUCUCUGUGCCAAAAAGGAUUUGCCACUCUGCGUCGAUGCCUAUUCUAUCCAUCGAUGACUUAGAAUCUCUGCGGAGUCUCUGUGCAAGAGGUGCCAACUGAUUUGCAUAAAUAAUAAGCGUAAAAUCCAACAUCAAUUUUAAAUUGCCCACGAAGGAAAUGACAGACAAGUCUAAAUCUUUUAGAAAACUAACGAAUCGUCCAGUUUUUACGCAUUAACAUGAAAUACGUAUCUUUUUAAAAUACCCUUUUCUUUUUUUUAACGCAAAAGUGCAAUUCCCACCUUUUAUGCAAAUUCGUCGGCACUUCUAUUAUGAGAUAAGAAUUUGUUUGGGCAGAUUUGGAGAUGUUAAAGGAUCCAAAAAGCGGGGAAAGGAAGAAGAAAGAAAGGGGAAACGAAGAUUACGAGGGACCGUGUAUAAUCAGUCGUGCUUUUCCAUGUCCUCGCGAUAACGAUUAGAUGUACUUAAUUAAUAUUGAUUUCCCUGCAUCGAGGAAAGGCGGAACGGCCAGUGGAAUUAUUGGGGAAAAGAGGUAGAGGAUGGGGAUAUAACGAGGGAAUGAAUUAUCGAGGCUCGGAAGAAAGGACCUCUGUAAUUUCCAAGGCGUAUAUUUUUGUAAACGAGCCGACGAAUUUUUCCUCCCCCUAGUUCGCGCCCGUCAUUGUAUAAUACACUGUUACAGAGUGGAAAUGUCAUAUUUUGAGUAUCACACUUGUACAUAUACAUAUAUUAUAUAUCUAUAAAUAUAUAUAUAUAUGUAUGCGAGCGUUUUCAUGUAUUACGGGGCGGCGCAGCUCUUGGCGGGGACGUUUUAUUCCUCGGAAGGAAAUGGGAGAAUAAACGUCGUUUCAUUCCUUAGGUGAAGGAUCUUCUUGAGUGUGGUUGUUACGGAGUACUUAGAUCGAAAGAGAAAAUCCUAGAUGAUGGGAUGGAAAAAUGGCAAAUAUACAUUUCGAGGGUAAAGAGUAACUUUCUUGCCGAUGUGUCAGACCGGCGAUGGGAAAUGUCGGAGACGGUGUUUCAGUUUUUUUUUUAGCGUUAAUUUUUAUAAAAGGCUCGGUUUGGA
Molecule: messenger RNA, 4525 nt
Organism: Orussus abietinus
Lineage: Eukaryota; Metazoa; Arthropoda; Insecta; Hymenoptera; Orussidae
Exons: 5
Coding region: 132-1265 (377 amino acids)
Source: RefSeq, a predicted model, not a curated record